CUCUCCCUUUAAAGAAAUUGAUACAAGAUGCAAUUAUUAUUUUAUGCUACUGCAUUUUUCAGGAUAGAGGAAGUACUGCAUUAUUUACUCACAAUUUUUUAUAUGAAUGAUUAUCAUAUAUUAGCAUAUGCGCUAAGCUGCUAAAUUUAAUGAGCGCCAAUACACUGGUGUAGAACGGCACUGUGUCAUGCAGGUUUGGAAGUUUUUAUUUCAAGCCACAAGCUUUAUUGAAUCAUGUGCAGUACAUUUUCCUGGAAGAUUACAUUCUAGAGCAGUUAUAAUUGAUUGUCAAAUAGAACAUAAUGUGCCUAGUAAUGUCAUCUUCUAAACAAACUAUAAAACAAAAAAAAGGUAUUGUGCACAGCGUGAAAUCUUACUUUCUGUCGCUGACCAAUGAAAAGUGUCCACUCCUACCGUUUUUUGCAACAAUGCUAGAAGUGAAUGCUGUUUAUUGGUCUGCGAUGUUGUGCGACAAGCAAUGUAAAGUCUUGACUUGUCGCAGACAACCCAACUGCACACGUUCCUAUUUCCGCUGAUCUUUCUGCUGAAAAGAAAGUGGUUGCUACCUCCUCCAAGGUUCUUUGUGCGUUAGCUGGAUUACUGAAAAACACCUUUGUGGAGAGGUGUGCAUCUUGACCUCAAUGUAGUGGCCCUACUCCUCUACCGAGGAGUGAUUAAUUAAAAUGAAGUAAUCCUGCUAUCACACUAACACACACAAAAACAAAACUUUGACUUAUUCUUCACUUUUGUUAGUUUGGCGCCAAAAGUCUUAGUCCACCAUUAUAAGCAAAGUAAUAAUGAACAGUUGUGUACCAUACUGAUUGAAAAGACGAUUAAAACAACGCUUUUGGUGGACUAAAGUUUUUGCACUGUACUGUUUACGUGACUGAAAGUUACGAAAGCCUCACUUCCACCAUCCAACACAGGUCAGUUCAAUUUGAUAUGUUGCACAUUUAUCCAGGUUUCCCUUAAAACGUCACCAGCAAGUAUAAAUCCUACUGUGAAAGAGCACAACAUAUUUUAUCCAUACCAAACUCCCUUUUUAGGGCUAUCGUUCCACUUAGCAGUAUACCCAACAGUAGAAAUUAUAAGAUUUGUCAUUGUUUCCAUUGUAAAAGGUCCCCAAAUCAAAAUGAAAUCGAUCUGAGGCAAACUGACCUGUUCCAUUCAGUGGAAAUGCGGCUUUGGUGUACACCGUGUCAACUUACACGAUCUUCCUUUUGACCUACUAAUGAUCUCCUCUUUGGUGGCCCUGUAGUUCACAGAGGUGACUACACGUAUAGAGGAGGGUAUCACUACCACUACCAGCCACCAAGGAUCCCCCCACCGGUAGUGUAUCGACCUUUUCCUUAUCGAUCUCCUCCAGUGACUUACCACAGACCCGCAGUCCCUAUGUGGCCCUAUCAGCACACAUUCAAAGGGCAAGUGGUUCCACAGGUGCCCCAUAUUUACAAAGGUAUUGCCCCACCUUUAGUGCACCACCCCCACCAUUACGCCAUCGGCCAUUAUUACCCAAAAGGCCCGUGUCCGACAAAACCUAACCCCACAGUGGCAACUAGACCUGCGGUGUACCUCCCAAUUGUCCCUCCCACUCAACACCGAACCACGGCGCCAACCGCGCCACCGACUCUGCCACCAACAUCAACCACAAGCGCCACGCCAGCAGUGACCACCACUCUGGCACCAGUCGAGUCCACCACUCCAGAGCCGGUCAGUACCCAAAGCGGCUUCACCACCACCAUCAGUCCCGUGAAGACAGAGUCACCAGAGUCUCAGUGCACACGCCGCCUUUUGGACCUGGUCUUCAUCAUUGACAGCUCGCGUAGCAUCCGCAUCAGCGAUUUUGAAAAGGUCAAGACGUUCCUGGCGCUCAUGGUCGACACUCUGGCGGUUGGCUCGGACGCCACCAGAGUGGCCGUGGUCAACUACGCCAGCACAGUCAAGAUCGAGUUCCUGCUCAAAGACCACUUCAACAAGCCUGACAUGAAGAAAGCUAUCUCCCGCAUCGAGCCGCUGGCCGCAGGCACCAUGACAGGCAUGGCCAUCAAGACGGCUGUGAACGAAGCCUUCACCGAGGAGUCCGGAGCCCGGCCUCACUCUCGGAACAUUGCCAAAGUGGCCAUCAUCGUGACGGAUGGGAGGCCUCAGGACCACGUGGAGCAGAUCUCCGCCGCGGCUCGGGCCGACGGCAUCGAGAUCUACGCUGUCGGGGUGGACCGUGCGGACAUGGCGUCUCUGAAGCAGAUGGCCAGCUUGCCUCUGGAGGACCACGUCUUCUAUGUGGAGACCUACGGUGUUAUUGAGAAGCUCACCUCCAAGUUUCGGGAGACCCUGUGUGGUCUGGACCCCUGCGCCACCGGAAAUGACUGCGAGCACAUUUGUGUCAACAACAUUGACUCUUAUUACUGCAAGUGCCGCACCGGUUAUAUCCUGAAUGCCGACCGGAAAACAUGUUCCCAGAAACAGGUGAGGGGAGAGGUGGUGGUGGAUCCUUGCAAGUGUGAAGCCAGACUGGCUUUCCAGAAGCAGACGCAGGUGGUCCUGCAGCAGCUUACUACCACGCUUGCUGAUUUCGCCCGGAGAAUUUGGCGCCUUGAGGAGGCACUGGGCCGUGCGUGACGGUCAACAUAGGGGCUGCCAGUGGGUGUCGGAGACAUGGACUGCUGCAACGCGCACAUGUGCUGUUCCAUUGCUGCUGGAUGGAUGUCAAGCAUGCAAUAGACUGUCAUGGACCACAGAAAAACUGAUCGCAUCUACAGUGACAUCUACUCUCUCAAACAACUGUGUCCGUCAUUCAUCUUUACUGAAACACCACAGACAACUCAAAUCUGCAAUACAUUUUGUGACCUCAACUGCAUACAUGGGCAUAUUUUGUAUAUAUACUGUAUUGUUUUUUUUUCUGAUUUCGUUUAAAAUAUCAUGAAAAUGCGGUACAUUGUGUUAUAUAAAUUUGCAUUGAAACUACGUAACUGUUAAUGCGAACAUUAUUUUUAAAAAAUAUAUAUUACAGCUGAUCGCUUGAUAUCAUGAGUUUGAAUAAAAAACGAUGAGCUCA
Hippocampus comes (tiger tail seahorse) is the source of this 3055-nucleotide messenger RNA. It is a transcript of the gene matn3a, whose product is annotated as matrilin 3a. The record is from RefSeq and is a predicted model, not a curated record. The coding region runs from base 1393 to 2619 and encodes 408 amino acids. Gene Ontology annotation, molecular function: calcium ion binding. The transcript is spliced from 6 exons. Lineage: Eukaryota; Metazoa; Chordata; Actinopteri; Syngnathiformes; Syngnathidae.